Octodon degus (degu) is the source of this 1398-nucleotide messenger RNA. RefSeq names its product transmembrane protein 69 (gene Tmem69). Lineage: Eukaryota; Metazoa; Chordata; Mammalia; Rodentia; Octodontidae. The transcript is spliced from 3 exons. The coding region runs from base 239 to 994 and encodes 251 amino acids. The record is from RefSeq and is a predicted model, not a curated record.
CUUAGUUUUUAGAUUCACAGGAAGUAGCGGCUAGCGCGACCUUCCGGAAGUGCUCUCCUGCCAAUCGCUGGUUCUUCCUGCAAACUCAGUUGACCACAUGACCGCGAGUUCUCAGCAAGAAUCUGGGCGCCACCGGUGAGCAACAUGCCGCUGAUUCAGUCCCUCUACUAAGCUAUAACAAUAUGUUAAUUAGAACUGGUGGGCAUAUUCCUGAAGAAGGCUUUCAGUAGAGGCCACUAUGCUUCACUUCAUUCAGAGAUUUUCUCAAGCAUCUUCAAAGGUGCUGAAGUGUGCUUUCACAGUGAGACUAGGAGCCUGCAGGAGAACAGAUACACUUGCCCUCAAGACAUGUCUCCAGCAGAACCUUUCCCCUUUAUGUCCAAGGCCUUGGUGUUUUCCAUCAUUUCCAGUGUGCAUGAGUAAGGCACAAUGCUAUCAUACAUCCCUAUGCACCUUGAAGAAGAAGCAGAAGCAAGAAGUACUUCCAGCCAGGCCACCAGUGACCAUCACUUACCUGCCUGAAAGCCCAAGGCCAGCAUUGUAUAUAACUCUGGCAGGACUAAUCCCUUUCAUUGCUCCACCAUUAAUCAUGGUCAUGACAAAGUCUUAUAUCCCCGUAUUGGCUUUUGCUCAGAUGGCUUAUGGAGCCAGUUUCCUGUCAUUUUUGGGAGGGGUCAGGUGGGGAUUUGCUCUGACAGAAGGUAGUCCAGCCAAGCCAGACUACCUUAAUUUAGCUAACAGUAUAGUUCCGAUUGUGUUUUCAUGGUUUGCAUUUCUCAUUUCUGAAGGACUCAGUGAAGCCAUAAUCACAGUAAUAAUAGGUUUGGGGAUAGCAUUACAUGUUGAAGUUUUUAUCUUGCCACAUUAUCCCAACUGGUUUAAAGCCCUAAGGAUAAUAGUCACUUUAGUGGCUUUUUUUUCAUUUGUGAUUACUUUAAUACUUCAAGAUAUUUAUCCAGAGAAAGGACCUAAGAGACCUGGUCAAGUAGAAUAAAUAUAAAAUUACUUUGUUGAUAAUAUGUCUAUGUGUAUGUGAGAAGGGGAUGUUAGGAUGCUGGGGAUCAAGCCGAGGUUUUGAGUAUGGUGAGCAAGCACUCUGCUGCUUUGGGAUGUACCCCCACCUCCCUGCCUACAAGUUGAUAACAUCUUUUUCUGUUCAUAUUCCCCCCCAUCUUGCCUAUAGUGAUUAUUUAUUCUUAAUAGAUUUUGUAUUUCUGAAAUCAUUUCUAGCUGGGCAUGGUGGUACACACUUGUAAUCUUAGUACUUGGAAGGCUGAGACGGGAGGAUCACUGAGUUUCAGACAGCAUGGGCUAUAUCAUGAGUUUAAGGUCAACCUAAACUACAUGGUGAGACUUUGUCACAAAACAACAAAUGAGGGACAACCCGCUUGGGCCCCC